AGCUGUCUACAACGCAAUGUGCACGUAGCUCUUCCCGGUGGCCGGUCAUUGCUAUGAAAUCUCACCAUUGGAACCGUUUCCUAGCUCUUGUUGCUAUAGUAUGUUUAAGCGUUGAUGUAGCGUUUUCAACGAUUGUGGAAAUACAGCAACAUCAAGAUACCUUGCUUUGUCGACGGUGUGGGCAGGACAUCUCUGUGGCUGCAUACCUCAACAAUUUAGGUAGUAAACUGGCUCUGCGACAGAGGAAUGACACUAUUCUAGGGGUGAAACAGUGUCUUAUCCAGCUCUUCAAAAACCCUCAUGGUCAACAUUUUGAGCUAAUAACAGUAACAUCAGCUAAUAUCAAAAGUCUUGGUGAGGCCUUUGAGGAGCAUUCCUGGUUUCCAGGCUAUGCAUGGAGGGUAGCUGUUUGCCCUCAGUGUGGUGUCCAUAUGGGAUGGUCAUUUGAACAUCGUCAUCCUAAAGAUUAUGUGGAGAAAACUUCUAAAUUUUGGGAUGAUCUAUCCUCCCAUAAGGAACAGAAUAAAGGCAAUUCCAGAAUAAUUCACUCUUUUGUGGGCCUCAUAUACCCAAACCUUAUUGAGGAACACUAUGCAGACUCAUUGAUAGUGACACCAAAAGCAUACAGAAGUUAGAUGACAACACUUUUGAGCAGCUUUAACAACAGAAGUCAAUGGAAUAGUGCCUGAAAGUCCCUUACACACUUGGUUUCAUAGUUUUUUUACAAUUAAGUAAUAAUAUUACUCUGACUAACAGGCCCUUAAUGCAUUUGCCAAGCACUUAAUGACUUAAUGACCACAUAAGUUAAUGGAAUAGUGCCUGAAAGUUCUUGACACUCUUGGUUUCUUAGUUUUUCACAACUAAGUAGUAAUAUUACUUUGUGUGGCAGGCCUUUUAUGUAUUUGCCAAGCACUUAAUGACUUCUAAACCUGGAGCUUGUAUCCAUUCUGCAAAGGGUUUUAAAGCCAUCUUUGAUCAAAAGACUAAAAAUGUGAUGACUUCUCAUCCUAACCCUUUGGAUGACUAUAGAAAGGUCCCAGCAGGUGCAUCUUGUCUGAUGUUGUGUUUGGCGUGAUGACCUUAGUUAAGAUUCUUUCAUACAGGGUUACAAUAUUUCAGAUAUAGGAUGAUAUAGCGAGGAAGAUAUUGGAUAAAUGUGACCUUCAAGUGGUGUAUUAUAAAUGUCAAGGGUCAAGAAAAUCAAACACAGAGAGUUGGAAACUUAAUAUGAAUGACACAAGAAAUUAGCAAUUGCAGCUUUGGUAAAAGUGAAAAGGUAAUGAAGUCGUUAUAUAUGAAAUGAUAGAAAAUAUACUGUCUAGUGUUGUACAGUGCCAAAAAAAAAACUGCAACAUAAGUUACUAUUAAAAAUGGUAAAGGACAAAACAAAAGCGAACAAAAGUAAACUUCCUAAAGUCAGGCUUCCUGUGCAAAUGUUCUUUAACCCUUGACACCUUAAAAUCAGUAUUUAUAUUCUCCAUACUGUUCUCUUUACUUCUAAGGUCUUGACAAAGAGGAUUUGAUUAACAAUCAAGAGGUUGUUUAGUAGGUGAUCAUUUCCUUUAUUCUUGUGACCUUGAUGUUUGAUUCAGGGUUGAUAUUGUAAGGAGAAAUUAGAUGCAAGUCACUCUUAAAGUAAAAGGUUAAGUAAGUAGAGUACUUUAAAAAUAAAAUGGGAAAAAACAUUUUCAAAGAAAAACCAUAUGGUGUGAUAAUCUUCUUCAACUUGAGAAAAGACUCAAAAAAUUGUUUAUCAGGUGCAUAAAUAUGCAAACCAGUGUCCUCAAACUGUUACUGGUGGCCUCCUUUGCAGCUGUUGUUUGGUUUGUCAUGCAACAAGCUCUCUCCUCCACCAGAGAGAGUGCGGAGAGACCACCAAAAUGGUAAAGAAACUUAAAUAUGCAAUAAAUUUUAUUAUAAAUAUUCACUACCUUAAAGAAAUCAAAUGCUCUACAAGACUGUCCUUUGAGAGGGGGAUGAAAAGGAAGGAGGUUGAUAACGGAGUCUUGAUUUGUAUCAGAGAUUAGUCCCUCUUUGUGAAAGCCUGUCUGCAUCUCGGAACAGAUCAUCUCCAUAGACAAAUAUAUGUACCUAUU
Messenger RNA from Pocillopora verrucosa, 2096 nucleotides. Its product is annotated as protein cereblon-like. NCBI's taxonomy places the organism in Eukaryota, Metazoa, Cnidaria, Anthozoa, Scleractinia, Pocilloporidae. The record is from RefSeq and is a predicted model, not a curated record.